Cladophialophora yegresii CBS 114405 is the source of this 639-nucleotide messenger RNA. RefSeq names its product nuclear transcription Y subunit beta. The record is from RefSeq and is a predicted model, not a curated record. NCBI's taxonomy places the organism in Eukaryota, Fungi, Ascomycota, Eurotiomycetes, Chaetothyriales, Herpotrichiellaceae. The transcript is spliced from 4 exons. Gene Ontology annotation, cellular component: CCAAT-binding factor complex; nucleus. Bases 1 to 639 code for a protein of 212 amino acids. Gene Ontology annotation, molecular function: protein heterodimerization activity; DNA-binding transcription activator activity, RNA polymerase II-specific; RNA polymerase II cis-regulatory region sequence-specific DNA binding. Gene Ontology annotation, biological process: regulation of transcription by RNA polymerase II.
AUGUCGGCCUCCCCACCCAAGGAACCCGAUGUCGAACAAAACGCACAAUCUGGUGAAGAGCAGGAGCAUAUGGACCGCGAUCAAGAAGGAACACAAGGCACUGGCUUGGACUUUGAGGUCAAGGAGCAGGACCGAUGGCUCCCCAUAGCAAAUGUGGCCCGGAUCAUGAAGACUGCCCUGCCCGACAACGCCAAAAUCGCCAAAGAGGCCAAGGAGUGUAUGCAGGAAUGCGUGAGCGAGUUCAUCAGCUUCAUUACCAGCGAAGCAUCCGAGAAAUGUCAACAGGAGAAGCGCAAGACGGUAAACGGGGAGGAUAUUCUCUUCGCCAUGACGUCGCUUGGUUUCGAGAACUAUGCGGAAGCCCUGAAAAUAUACCUGUCCAAGUAUCGCGAAACCCAAUCCACAAGGGGCGAGAACCAGAACAGACCUACCAGCAGCGGCGGUUAUGCCGGCGGCGGGAAUGCCCAGGGCAAUACCGCGGCCGGCGGCGGGUACCCAGGCGGCCAACCCGACAAUGCCACCGAACUACUGAGCCAGGGCCAUGGGCUGAAUGCGAACGACCACGACGCGACCGGCUCCUACGGCUAUCCCAGCGCCGUGCCCACCGGCCACAACGGCAUCACUGGCGACAACUUCUAA